AUGGGCGACAGGAACACAAUCAAAGUGGUGGCGCGGUUCCGUCCGCAGAACAAGAUCGAGAUAGCCAGCGGCGGAGAGCCCAUCGUUGAAUUCAAAAACGAUGACACAUGUACGAUCCAGUCGAAAGAGGCCUCUGGUGCCUUCACUUUCGAUCGUGUCUUCGACAUGAACUCCAAGCAGGCCGACGUCUUCGAUUACUCUAUUCGCCCCACCGUCGACGAUAUCCUGAACGGAUACAAUGGAACAGUCUUUGCUUACGGCCAGACUGGAGCGGGAAAGUCGUAUACAAUGAUGGGUAGCGACAUGGACGACGAGGUCGGAAAGGGUGUCAUCCCACGUAUCAUCCAGCAGAUCUUCGCAAGCAUCUUGGCCUCACCGAGCAACAUCGAAUACACCGUCCGCGUCAGCUACAUGGAGAUCUACAUGGAGCGCAUUCGAGAUCUCUUGGUCCCACAAAACGAUAACCUGCCCGUGCACGAAGAGAAGAACAGAGGAGUCUACGUCAAGGGCCUCUUGGAGGUGUACGUAUCGAGCGAGGAUGAAGUCUACGAGGUUCUCAGAAGGGGUGGGUCGGCACGAGCCGUCUCAGCAACCAACAUGAACGCCGAAUCCUCACGAUCGCAUUCCAUCUUUGUCAUAACAGUAAACCAAAAGAACGUCGAGACGGGCUCAUUGAAGAGCGGGCAGCUCUUCUUGGUUGAUUUGGCCGGUUCUGAGAAGGUUGGCAAGACCGGAGCGAGCGGGCAGACCUUGGAGGAAGCAAAGAAGAUCAACAAGAGUUUGAGUGCCUUGGGUAUGGUCAUCAACUGUUUGACCGACAGCAAAACACAGCAUAUUCCCUACCGAGACUCGAAGCUUACACGUAUCCUUCAAGAAUCACUUGGUGGUAACUCUCGGACAACUCUCAUUAUCAAUUGUUCGCCAAGUAGCUACAACGAUAUCGAAACCCUGGGUACACUUCGAUUCGGUAUGCGAGCCAAAACCAUCAAGAACAAGGCCAAGGUCAACGCUGAGCUCAGUCCCGCCGAACUCAAGGCUAUGCUCAAGAAGGUGCAAGGCCAGAUGACGACGUUUGAAAGCUAUAUUGGUACGCUCGAAGGCGAAGUGACGCUCUGGCGUCAAGGAGAGACUGUUCCCAAGGAGAAGUGGGUUCCCCCUCUAGAGGUUGCUCCAUCAUCAGGCAAGAAAUCAGCAGCAGCACCGCGUCCAGGAACGCCAUCAAGACUGGAAGCAACAAGAAACUCGGAGACUCCAACGCCACGACCAGACUCGCGAAUGGACCUAGACCGCGCAGGCACACCAAGCAUACCUCUGGACAAGGACGAGAAGGACGAUUUCUUGCGAAGGGAAAACGAGCUGCAGGAUCAAGUUGCAGAAAAAGAAUCACAGCUUGCCAAAGCUGAAGACCAGCUCAAAUCUGCCAAAGAAGAGCUUCAGUACUACAAGGAACGGGACGCGAAGACAAACAAGGAGAACGAACGAAUGACUAUGGAGAUCAACGAGAUGCGAAUGCAGGUUGAGAAGAUUCAGUUCGAAAGCAAGGAGCAACAAAUCACCAUGGACGGAUUGAAGGAGGCCAAUUCUGAACUCACCUCCGAGCUGGACGAGGUCAAGCAACAACUCCUGGAUGCUAAGAUGAACGCCAAGGAGACGUCUGCUGCUAUGGAUGAGAAGAAGAGGAAGAAGGCUGAAGCCAUGGCGCAGAUGAUGGCUGGCUUCGACCUCGGCGGUGAGGUCUUCAGCGAUAACGAGCGAACGAUACGAAAGAUCAUUGAGCAGCUAGAUCAACUCCAUGAUAUGAGCUCAUCUGGCGAAGCGAUCGCUCCUGAUGCGAUCAAGGAUAUACGAGAGAAGAUUGCUGAAACGCAAGGCAUUGUACGACAAGCCGAGCUCUCUCUUACUGCACGCAGUGAGGAGGACAGCACAUAUGCCAAGCGCCGCGAAGCACUCGAGGCACGCUGCGAGACCCUGCAAAGUCAAUACGAGGAACUCCUUGAAGGCAACCUCUCAGAGCAAGACAAGGAGGAGCUCAAGGCACGACUUGCCGAUGCCUACUCUGCCCGACAAGAAGGCAACCUCGAGCUAGUAGAGAGCCUCAAGCAGGAUACUGCACGCAUGUUAGAAGAGAACCAGAAGCUCAAGACCGAGAACGAAAGCCUGCAACAGCGCAUCAAGAGUGGCGCCAUUGCCAACGGUGUCGCAAACGGCAUCAACGGCAAGACUGUACAACAGCAAAUCGCCGAGUUCGACAACAUGAAGAAAAGCCUCAUGCGCGACCUCCAGAACCGGUGUGAACGAGUUGUCGAGCUUGAAAUCUCCCUAGACGAGACGCGUGAGCAAUACAACAACGUGCUCCGUACAUCCAACAACCGCGCGCAGCAGAAGAAGAUGAUGUUCCUAGAAAGAAAUCUCGAGCAGCUUACGGUUGUUCAGAGACAGCUUGUGGAGCAGAAUAGCAGCUUGAAGAAGGAGGUUGCUAUUGCUGAGCGUAAACUCAUGGCGAGGAACGAGAGAAUACAGAGUCUGGAAUCUUUGCUACAAGACUCGCAGGAGAAGCUCACGGCAGCCAAUCACCGAUUCGAAGCCCAACUCACAGCCGUAAAAGAGCGUCUCGAGUCUGCCAAAGCCGGUUCUACACGCGGUCUCGGCUCCCCCGCUGGCGGCGCCAGUUACGCUGGUUUCGGCGGCGUCGGCAGUCGUAUUGCUAAGCCUCUUCGUGGCGGAGGUGGCGGACCUGUGGCUGAUGGGCCUGUUCUUCCUGUUAUUGGUAAUCUGCAGAAGCAGGACGGUGACGGAGUGGAGGCUAACAAGGGAAAGAGGACGAGUUGGUUUUUCAACCAGCGGUAG
Alternaria arborescens is the source of this 2847-nucleotide messenger RNA. RefSeq names its product Kinesin heavy chain. The coding region runs from base 1 to 2847 and encodes 948 amino acids. Gene Ontology annotation, biological process: microtubule-based movement. The transcript has 5 exons. Gene Ontology annotation, molecular function: microtubule binding; microtubule motor activity; ATP binding. The record is from RefSeq and is a predicted model, not a curated record. NCBI's taxonomy places the organism in Eukaryota, Fungi, Ascomycota, Dothideomycetes, Pleosporales, Pleosporaceae.